UAGGAAGAGGAGGGGACGGCUGUCAUCAAUGAAGUCAUAUUCAUAAUCGAGUCCUCGCUCGCUGUUUCUGUACUCUGGGUGACUCAGAGAGGGAAGGGAUUCAGCCAGCACACUCCGCGCGAGCAAGCUUACUGUUAUUCUGUUCACUGGCCCAGGCAGGAGAAGUUGAUGUCCACGCCCACAGACCCUGGCACGAUGCCCCACCCGGGGCCUUCGCCAGGGCCCGGACCCUCCCCAGGACCCAUUCUGGGACCUAGCCCUGGGCCAGGACCAUCCCCAGGUUCCGUCCACAGUAUGAUGGGACCAAGUCCGGGACCUCCAAGUGUCUCACACCCGAUGCCGGCGAUGGGGUCUGCUGACUUCCCACAGGAAGGCAUGCAUCAGAUGCACAAGCCCAUUGAUGGUAUGCACGACAAGGGGAUUGUAGAAGACAUCCACUGUGGCUCCUUGAAGGGCACCGGGAUGCGACCCCCACACCCAGGAAUGGGCCCUCCCCAGAGUCCGAUGGAUCAGCACAGCCAAGGUUAUAUGUCUCCGCACCCAUCUCCACUGGGAGCCCCAGAGCAUGUAUCCAGCCCCAUGUCUGGCGGAGGCCCGACGCCACCCCAGAUGCCACCGAGCCAACAGGGCGCCCUCAUCCCGGGCGAUCCGCAGGCCAUGAGCCAGCCCAACAGAGGCCCCUCGCCUUUCAGUCCUGUCCAGCUGCACCAGCUUCGAGCUCAGAUUUUAGCUUACAAGAUGCUGGCCCGGGGCCAGCCCCUCCCCGAAACACUGCAGCUCGCGGUCCAGGGGAAAAGGACGUUGCCUGGCAUGCAACAACAGCAGCCUCAGCCUCAGCCCCAGCCGCCGCAGCCGCAGCCCCAGCCGCAGCCCCAGCAGCCGGCCCUCGUGAACUACAGCAGACCAGCUGGCCCAGGGCCCGAGCUGAGUGGCCCGAGCGCCCCGCAGAAGCUGCCCGCCCCUGCGCCCAGUGGCCGGCCCUCACCUGCGCCCCCCACCACCGCGCAGCCCCCCGCGGCUGCUGUGCCCGGGCCCUCUGCACCACCGCCCGCCCCGGGGCAGCCCUCGCCCAUCGUGCAGCUGCAGAAGCAGAGCCGCAUCAGCCCCGUCCAGAAGCCGCAGGGCCUGGACCCCGUGGAGAUACUGCAGGAGCGCGAAUACAGACUCCAGGCCCGCAUAGCUCACAGGAUACAAGAGCUGGAAAACCUGCCUGGCUCCCUGCCACCAGAUUUACGAACCAAAGCAACCGUGGAACUGAAGGCACUCCGGUUACUUAAUUUCCAGCGUCAGCUGAGGCAGGAGGUGGUGGCCUGCAUGCGCCGGGACACGACCCUCGAGACGGCUCUCAACUCCAAGGCCUACAAACGGAGCAAGCGCCAGACUCUGAGGGAAGCGCGGAUGACGGAGAAGCUGGAGAAGCAGCAGAAGAUUGAGCAGGAGAGGAAACGGCGGCAGAAGCACCAGGAAUACCUGAACAGUAUUCUGCAACAUGCAAAAGACUUUAAGGAGUACCAUCGGUCUGUGGCUGGGAAGAUCCAGAAGCUUUCGAAAGCCGUGGCGACUUGGCAUGCCAACACUGAAAGGGAGCAGAAGAAAGAGACGGAGCGGAUUGAAAAGGAGAGAAUGCGGAGACUGAUGGCUGAAGAUGAAGAAGGCUAUAGAAAACUGAUUGAUCAAAAGAAAGACAGGCGUCUAGCUUACCUUUUGCAGCAGACAGACGAGUAUGUAGCCAACCUGACCAACCUGGUUUGGGAGCACAAGCAAGCCCAAGCAGCCAAAGAGAAGAAGAAGAGGAGGAGGAGAAAGAAGAAGGCUGAAGAGAACGCAGAGGGAGGGGAGUCAGCCCUGGGGCCAGAUGGAGAGCCCAUAGAUGACAGCAGCCAGAUGAGUGACCUGCCCGUCAAGGUGACCCACACGGAAACUGGAAAGGUCCUCUUCGGACCAGAAGCUCCCAAAGCGAGUCAGCUGGAUGCCUGGUUGGAAAUGAACCCUGGCUAUGAAGUUGCACCUCGGUCUGACAGCGAGGAGAGUGACUCCGACUAUGAGGAGGAGGAUGAGGAAGAAGAGUCCAGUAGGCAGGAAAUGGAAGAGAAAAUCCUUCUGGACCCAAACAGUGAAGAAGUUUCCGAGAAGGACGCUAAGCAGAUCAUCGAGACGGCCAAGCAGGACGUAGAUGAUGAAUACAGCAUGCAGUACAGUGCUCGGGGCUCCCAGUCCUACUACACCGUGGCUCACGCCAUCUCGGAGCGAGUGGAGAAGCAGUCAGCCCUCCUCAUCAACGGGACCCUGAAGCAUUACCAGCUCCAGGGCCUGGAAUGGAUGGUUUCACUGUAUAAUAACAAUCUGAAUGGGAUCUUAGCGGAUGAAAUGGGGCUGGGGAAGACCAUCCAGACUAUCGCACUCAUUACGUAUCUGAUGGAGCACAAAAGACUCAAUGGUCCUUAUCUCAUCAUCGUGCCCCUCUCGACUCUAUCUAACUGGACAUACGAAUUUGACAAAUGGGCUCCUUCUGUGGUGAAAAUUUCCUACAAGGGCACCCCUGCCAUGCGCCGCUCCCUGGUCCCCCAGCUACGGAGUGGCAAAUUCAACGUCCUCUUGACAACUUAUGAGUACAUCAUAAAAGACAAGCACAUUCUUGCCAAGAUCCGGUGGAAAUACAUGAUCGUGGACGAAGGCCACCGCAUGAAGAACCACCACUGCAAGCUGACUCAGGUCUUGAACACUCACUAUGUGGCCCCAAGAAGGGUCCUCCUGACGGGGACCCCGCUGCAGAACAAGCUCCCUGAGCUUUGGGCCCUUCUCAAUUUCCUCCUCCCCACGAUUUUCAAGAGCUGCAGCACCUUCGAGCAGUGGUUCAAUGCCCCAUUUGCCAUGACUGGAGAAAGGGUGGACUUGAAUGAGGAAGAAACUAUACUGAUCAUCCGACGUCUCCAUAAGGUGUUGAGACCCUUUCUGCUGCGGAGACUGAAGAAAGAAGUAGAAUCCCAGCUUCCAGAAAAAGUGGAAUACGUGAUCAAGUGCGACAUGUCAGCUCUGCAGAAGAUUCUGUAUCGCCACAUGCAGGCCAAGGGGAUCCUCCUCACAGACGGUUCUGAGAAAGACAAGAAGGGGAAAGGAGGCGCGAAGACCCUCAUGAACACCAUCAUGCAGCUGAGAAAAAUCUGCAAUCACCCAUAUAUGUUCCAGCACAUCGAGGAAUCCUUUGCUGAACACCUGGGCUAUUCCAGUGGAGUCAUCAAUGGGGCUGAGCUGUACCGGGCCUCGGGAAAGUUUGAGCUGCUGGACCGCAUUCUGCCAAAGUUGAGAGCGACAGGCCACCGCGUGCUGCUCUUCUGCCAGAUGACGUCUCUCAUGACCAUCAUGGAGGACUACUUUGCUUUCCGGAACUUCCUCUACCUGCGCCUCGACGGCACCACCAAGUCGGAAGACCGUGCUGCUCUACUGAAGAAAUUCAACGAACCUGGGUCCCAGUACUUCAUUUUCUUGCUGAGCACAAGAGCUGGAGGCCUGGGCUUGAAUCUGCAGGCGGCCGACACUGUGGUUAUCUUCGACAGCGACUGGAACCCCCACCAGGAUCUGCAGGCGCAGGACCGGGCUCACCGCAUCGGCCAGCAGAACGAGGUGCGCGUGCUGAGGCUGUGCACCGUCAACAGUGUGGAGGAGAAGAUUCUCGCUGCCGCCAAGUACAAGCUGAACGUGGACCAGAAGGUCAUCCAGGCAGGCAUGUUCGACCAGAAGUCUUCGAGCCACGAGCGGCGGGCGUUCCUGCAGGCCAUCUUGGAGCAUGAAGAGGAAAAUGAGGAAGAAGACGAAGUCCCGGAUGAUGAGACUCUGAACCAGAUGAUUGCUCGACGGGAAGAAGAGUUCGACCUUUUCAUGCGUAUGGACAUGGACCGGCGCCGGGAGGACGCGCGGAACCCGAAGCGCAAACCUCGCUUGAUGGAGGAAGACGAGCUGCCCUCCUGGAUCAUAAAAGAUGACGCCGAGGUGGAGAGGCUGACUUGUGAAGAAGAGGAAGAGAAGAUAUUUGGCAGGGGGUCUCGCCAGCGCCGGGACGUGGACUACAGUGACGCCCUCACGGAGAAGCAGUGGCUAAGGGCCAUCGAAGACGGCAAUUUGGAAGAAAUGGAAGAGGAAGUGCGGCUUAAGAAGCGAAAAAGACGAAGAAAUGUGGAUAAAGAGCCCGCCAAGGAAGACGUGGAAAAAGCCAAGAAGAGGAGAGGCCGCCCCCCAGCUGAGAAACUAUCACCUAACCCCCCCAAACUGACAAAGCAGAUGAACGCCAUCAUAGAUACUGUGAUCAACUACAAAGAUAGCACCUUCUAUGAGCUGGAUGCUGUGACAAAACACGUUAUCCCAUUUAAUUGUGGCAUCAACUUUCUAAGGUGUAACGUGGAGAAGGUGCCCAGUAAUUCUCAGUUGGAAAUAGAAGGAAACAGUUCAGGGCGGCAGCUCAGCGAGGUCUUCAUUCAGUUACCUUCGAGGAAAGAAUUACCAGAAUACUAUGAAUUAAUUAGGAAGCCCGUGGAUUUCAAAAAAAUAAAGGAGAGAAUUCGCAAUCACAAGUACCGGAGCCUGGGCGACCUGGAGAAAGAUGUCAUGCUUCUCUGCCACAACGCUCAGACCUUCAACUUGGAGGGCUCCCAGAUCUAUGAAGACUCCAUUGUCUUGCAGUCAGUGUUUAAAAGUGCCCGGCAGAAAAUUGCCAAAGAGGAAGAGAGCGAAGAUGAAACCAAUGAAGAGGAGGAAGAGGAGGACGAAGAGGAAUCUGAGUCUGAGGCAAAAUCUGUUAAGGUGAAAAUCAAGCUCAACAAAAAAGAUGAGAAAGGGCGGGAUAAAGGAAAAGGCAAGAAAAGGCCAAAUCGAGGAAAAGCCAAACCCGUCGUGAGCGAUUUCGACAGUGACGAAGAGCAGGAUGAGAAUGAACAGUCAGAAGCAAGCGCGACUGAUGACGAGUGAUCGCCGGGGAAUUUUUCUUGGUAGAACUGAGUUCUUCCUUCCCCUCUCCCAUUUGAACCCAGUGAGUUCAUUUUGUCAUAGGGUCACUGGGCCAUUUCUAUAUUAUCAUCAUCUAUAAACUAGCUUUAGGAUAGUACCAGACAAACAUAUGUUAUCAUGGUGUAAAAAAGCGCACAUGCGCGCACACACACGCAAAUAUUUGUAACAUAUUGUGACCAAAUGGGCCUCAAAGAUUCAAAGAUUAAAACAAACAAAAAGCUUUUGAUGGAAAAUAUGUGGGUGGAUAGUAUAUUUCUAUGGGUUGGGUCUGAUUUGGUUGUGGUCUGACUGCCUGGUUUUAUCACCUGUUGAGAUGAGAAGAUUUUUGUCUUUUUGUAGCACGGAUAACCAGGAGAAGCCAUUAUAAGCCACUGGUUAUUUUAUUUUUCAUCAGGCAAUUUUCACGGUUUUUCUUUGUUUGGUAUUGUUUUUGUUUUUGUUUUGUUUUUUACACUGUGGUGCAUAUAAGCAACUUUAGUAAGUGGUCAGUGUACAGUAGAUAGAUUUCACCUGCAUAUGUAUUUUUUUUUCCAUUUUUGCUCUAUGAUCUGAAAAAGAAAUGCUUUUUGAAUUGUAUAAGAUUUAUGUCUACUGUAAACAUUGCUUAAUUUUUUUGCUCUUGAUUUAAAAAAAAAAAGUUUUGUUGAAAACGCUAUUGAAUAUGGCAAUCUCUGUAGUGUAUUGGAUGGCUUCCUUUGUCCACCUGAUCUCCUCUGUUACCAAUGUGUAUUGUCUCCGCCUCCCUAAAGUGUACUUAAUCUUUGCUUUCUUUGCACAAAGUCUUUGGUUGCAAGUCAUAAGCCUGAGGCAAAUAAAAUUCCAGUAAUUUCCAAGAAC
Messenger RNA from Loxodonta africana (African savanna elephant), 5835 nucleotides. It is a transcript of the gene SMARCA2, whose product is annotated as SWI/SNF related, matrix associated, actin dependent regulator of chromatin, subfamily a, member 2. The coding region runs from base 169 to 4959 and encodes 1596 amino acids. The record is from RefSeq and is a predicted model, not a curated record. The transcript is spliced from 35 exons. Gene Ontology annotation, biological process: chromatin remodeling; positive regulation of transcription by RNA polymerase II; transcription elongation by RNA polymerase II. NCBI's taxonomy places the organism in Eukaryota, Metazoa, Chordata, Mammalia, Proboscidea, Elephantidae. Gene Ontology annotation, molecular function: histone binding; DNA binding; ATP-dependent chromatin remodeler activity. Gene Ontology annotation, cellular component: nucleus; RSC-type complex.